Alosa alosa (allis shad) is the source of this 4995-nucleotide messenger RNA. It is a transcript of the gene gria2a, whose product is annotated as glutamate receptor, ionotropic, AMPA 2a. NCBI's taxonomy places the organism in Eukaryota, Metazoa, Chordata, Actinopteri, Clupeiformes, Clupeidae. The record is from RefSeq and is a predicted model, not a curated record. Gene Ontology annotation, cellular component: postsynaptic membrane; plasma membrane; dendritic spine. Gene Ontology annotation, molecular function: AMPA glutamate receptor activity; transmitter-gated monoatomic ion channel activity involved in regulation of postsynaptic membrane potential. Gene Ontology annotation, biological process: monoatomic ion transport; modulation of chemical synaptic transmission; synaptic transmission, glutamatergic. The coding region runs from base 261 to 3032 and encodes 923 amino acids. The transcript has 16 exons.
GUCCGUUGUGUUGAAAGGAUUCCGAGGGUCGGAGCCGCAAAGGAGGCGAGCACUAGAAACCCGCAUCAGUGCGCGAUUCUUCCCCCGCAUCGCCCGCUCCCUAGUUCCUCUCAUUCGUGUUUAAGGGCUCAAAGGUCUCUUCACCCUCGCAAGGCACUCGGUUUUUCCCGUAUGUAUGAUGAGAAGUCGGGUCCAUGGGACGAGAGCUAUUUUAUAACCAGUGAAACGCUGGAUGGUGGAUGUCGUAGCGCCUUUUGGAAAUGCUAAAGACGAUGAAUUUAACGGGCUUGAUAUUGCCCGUGCUGUGGGGGAUGUCGUUUGGUGGAUCUCCAAGCGUUCAAAUUGGGGGUCUGUUCCCUCGAGGCGCGGAUCAGGAAUACAGCGCUUUCCGGAUCGGGAUGGUUCGGUUCGGCACGGCCGAGUUCCGUCUCACACCCCAUAUAGACAACCUGGAGGUGGCCAACAGCUUCGCCAUCACCAACUGCUUCUGCUCUCAGUUUUCCCGUGGGGUGUACGCCAUAUUUGGGUUUUACGAUAAGAAGUCGGUGAACACCAUCACAUCGUUCUGUGAGACGCUUCACGUGUCGUUCAUCACACCAAGUUUCCCUGCCGACGGACUCAACCAGUUUGUGCUUCAGAUGCGGCCUGACAUCAAAGGGCCACUCAUCAGCCUUGUGGAGUACUACAAAUGGGAGACGUUUGCCUACUUGUAUGAUGGUGACCGAGGUUUGUCAACGCUGCAGGCCGUCCUCGACACAGCCGCGGAGCGUAAGUGGCAGGUGACCGCGAUAAACGUGGGCAACCUGAAGGACGAGAGGAAAGAUGAGGCCUAUCGCUCACUCUUCCAGGACCUUGAGAACAAGAAGGAGAAGAGGGUCAUCUUAGACUGUGAACAGGACAAGGUCAAGGAUAUCAUGGAGCAGGUUAUCACCAUCGGUCGCCAUGUGAAGGGAUACCAUUACAUCAUCGCUAACUUUGGCUUUCUCGAUGGUGACUUGUCAAAGAUACAGUAUGGUGGAGCCAAUGUGUCAGGUUUCCAGAUUGUUGACUUUGAUGAUCCAGUUGUGGCGAAGUUUGAUCAGCACUGGGAAACCCUGGAAGAGAAAGAGUACCCAGGAGCUGACAGCAGGAUCAGGUACACCUCUGCGCUGACUUAUGAUGCAGUGCAGGUGAUGACAGAGGCCUUCAAAUUCCUGCACAAGCAACGGAUAGACAUCACUCGUCGUGGCAACAAUGGAGACUGCCUUGCCAACCCUGCGGUGCCGUGGUCCCAGGGAGUGGAAAUCGAACGAGCUCUAAAACAGGUCCGUGUGGAUGGACUGACUGGAAAUAUUCAGUUUGACCAGUACGGGAAACGAGUGAAUUACUCCGUCAACGUGAUGGAGCUGAAGAACAGCGGACCAGUCAAGAUUGGUUACUGGAAUGAAGUAGACAAAAUGGCAGUGACUAAAUCAGACCCGUUCUCCAAUGACACCAUGGGCAUUGAGAACAAGACUGUUGUAGUGACAACCAUCCUGGAAGCUCCAUAUGUGAUGCUGAAGAAGAAUUCAGAGCUGUUUGUGGAUAAUGAUCGCUAUGAGGGCUAUUGUGUGGACCUGGCUGCAGAGAUUGCCAAGCAUUGUGGGUUUAAGUAUCAUCUGAGGAUUGUAGGAGAUGGAAAGUAUGGUGCACGAGAUGCUGAGACAAAGAUUUGGAACGGAAUGGUGGGAGAGCUGGUCUAUGGGAAAGCAGACAUAGCGGUGGCUCCCCUGACCAUUACGCUGGUGAGAGAGGAGGUGAUUGACUUCUCCAAGCCCUUCAUGAGUCUGGGCAUUUCCAUCAUGAUCAAGAAGCCGCAGAAGUCCAAGCCGGGCGUCUUCUCCUUCCUCGACCCACUGGCCUACGAGAUCUGGAUGUGCAUUGUGUUCGCCUACAUCGGCGUGAGCGUGGUGCUCUUCCUGGUCAGCCGCUUCAGUCCGUACGAGUGGCACAUCGAGGAGCUGGAGGACGGGCAGCUCGGCCAGAGCGAGUCCACUAACGAGUUUGGGAUCUUUAAUUCUCUCUGGUUCUCUCUGGGUGCCUUUAUGCAGCAGGGAUGCGAUAUUUCGCCAAGGUCUCUGUCAGGGCGUAUAGUGGGUGGUGUGUGGUGGUUCUUCACCCUCAUCAUCAUCUCCUCCUACACGGCCAACCUGGCUGCCUUCCUGACAGUCGAGCGCAUGGUCUCCCCCAUAGAGAGUGCUGAAGACCUGGCCAAGCAGACAGAGAUUGCCUACGGAACCCUGGAUGCUGGAUCCACCAAAGAGUUCUUCAGGAGGUCUAAGAUCGCCCUUUUUGAUAAGAUGUGGCAGUACAUGAAGAGUGCUGAGCCCUCUGUAUUUGUGAAAAACACGGUAGAGGGGGUUCUGCGGGUCAGGAAGUCCAAAGGGAAGUACGCCUACUUGCUGGAGUCCACCAUGAACGAGUACAUCGAACAGCGCAAGCCCUGUGACACCAUGAAGGUCGGGGGGAACCUGGACUCCAAAGGAUAUGGAAUCGCUACGCCCAAAGGAUCAGCAUUAAGAAAUGCGGUAAACCUUGCAGUGCUUAAACUCAAUGAACAAGGGCUGCUGGACAAAUUGAAAAACAAAUGGUGGUACGACAAAGGAGAGUGCGGCAGCGGGGGCGGCGAGUCAAAGGAGAAGACCAGCGCCCUGAGCCUGAGUAACGUGGCGGGGGUGUUCUACAUCCUAGUCGGCGGCCUGGGCCUGGCCAUGCUGGUGGCCCUGGUGGAGUUCUGCUACAAGUCGCGCGCCGAGGCCAAGAGACUGAAGGUGGCCAAGAGUGACAGCCUGCACGCCACUUCCUCGCAGAAUUCUCAGAAUUUUGCCACUUAUAAGGAAGGGUACAACAUGACCUUUACAGAUGCGAUGCGGAGUAAAGCCAGGCUGUCAAUCACCGGCAGUAUGGGGGAGAAUGGAAGAGUGCUGACGCCAGAUUUCCCCAAAGCCGUCCACAGCGUCCCUUACAUACGGCCUGGCAUGGGAAUGACGCUCAGCAUGAGUGACCUGUCCUGAGUGCCUUACACACAUACACACACACACACACACACACACACACACACACACACACACACCCACACACACACACACACUCAAAAAUCACAUACACACCCACACACAUGCAAUACAAAUACAAUAUUGUACAUAAACUCUCACACAAUGCAGACACCAUUCUCAUUUAAAGUUAUACACACACCCAGCUACCCAUACACUCUGGAACCACACAUUGUACAUACACUUUCACUCACUUGCACGCACUCACACAUACACACAUACUCUCACACACACUUAAAUACACAAAGACACACACAAAGUUCCCUUCAUUUUUAUCAGACACCUUUGAGAUUGCUGACAUCAUCAUUUGCCUGCACUGAAUCUCAAAAUGAUAUGCCUCUUUCCAUAGCGACCCAUGGAGAGUUUCAGAAUCAGAAUGACACAAGCACACUUUUGCACCAUCUGCAUUCAAUUAUGACUUUUUCAAAUAACACUCGGAUAUUCCAACAUAAAAAUAGCAUAUUUAAAAAAUAUUUUCCAAAAAAGCUUUUCAAUGAACUGCUUCCAUUUUGUUAAAAAAGUAUCUGCAUUGAGAAGGCUUACAGUCUUAAUGUGUUUAAAAAAAGUCAAAAUGGUUCAUACAGAUGUACUGUAGGUGAAAUGUUUUAGUAGUAUCAUUUAUUACUGUUAUUAUAUGAAGACGACAUCAUGUAUAUAUUUGGUUUAUAUGAUGUUAAUGUGAUCAAAACAAUGCUUGACAUGUACAAGAAACUUUUUUUGUUCUAUUUUACUGUUUUUAUUUUUAGAAGUGUCAAUGUUUUCUUGGAUCUUGUUAUGUUUGCCCAUCAAUGAUGCCGGCAGUAGUUUUAUAGAUUUAAACAUUUAAUAGAUAUUAAAAUACUUACACAUGUUUACACAUAACAAAUGCAAGUGGCCAUGUAGGUUCUACAAUAAAAUGAAUAAUGUAACAAAUAGACUUCUAUAAAUAUAAUAAAUAUAGAAAUCAAAGUUUAAUAUCCAGAGAGACAGAAUUAUGCCAAAUCACAGAGUGCCAAAACCUGCAGGUGUCUGAACAGUAUAGAGCUAUACACCAUGUGAGUGACUGUAUGUCUGAGUGGCCAUACACACACACACACACACACACACACACUCACAUCACACAUGAACGCACAUAUAUAUAUAUAUAUAUAUAUAUAUAUAUAUACCGGUAUACGCACACAUACACUUUCACAUUUUUUCCACAUCCGCAUGACAACACAUGUACAGACAUACUAAACGAUUGCUACUGACAUGUGUGUGUGUGUGUGUGUAUCUGUGUGUACAGGGUGCGUUUCUUUAACGCAGUGUUGUGUUGUCGGACUCUGAUAUGCAGAUCUGUAGUUUGAAACGCAUGAAAUUUUUAAUCUUUUUCUUUUCUUUUUUGCUUUGUUCAGUGAGCGGAUGCCACUCAUGUUAAAUGCUUAGUGUUUAAUUUCAAAAUAUGAGAAAAGACAACUUAAUGUUACAGAUAAAUACAUUGAUUAUUAUAUUGAUUAACUACAGUAUAUGAAAAUCACCUUUUUCUAUGCCAUGCCGUGUAUCUGACGUCCUGUACAUUAGUUUUGUAUGUAUAUGUACUGUAUAUAAAUAUGUGAAUAACUGAGGUCAGUUAAACACACAUUCAAACAUCUGCGUGAGCUGGACCGUGCUAAAACCCUACUCAGAGAGAAACGAUGCAGUCCUAUUAAAAGUGUGACUGACCAGGACGGAAAACAAAUACAUAACCAUGCAUUCUCACACUCACACACAACCACACACAAAGACAAACACACUCAUCCACAUACCUGCACAUACACAAAUGCAUUUGGUUUCAGAGAGUUAUGUUGGAGGGAUAGCCGUGAGUUAGUGAGAUACUGCUGAUUUUUGUAAUGGAAUGUUGGACGGACUGCUUUAUUUUAUUUUUUUCCGACUCUUUUUAAAUAAAGGCCCUUGGGUCUCAAUCUUG